AGAGCGCCUGGGAGCCGCCUGUGGGCAGGAGAGGUUCUGUCAAAUGCGAGGUUCCUUUAAUAAGAGCGACCAGUCCGGCUCCGAGAGUCAUGGCGACCGCAGCGUCUAACCACUACAACAUUCUCACCUCCAGCGCAUCCAUCGUGCACUCGGAGCCCGGCAGCAUGCAGCAAGCCACGGCGUACCGGGACGCGCAGAGCCUGUUGCAGAGCGACUACCCGCUGCAGAGCAACAGCCACACGCUCAGCCACGCACACCAGUGGAUAACGGCGCUGUCCCACGGAGAGGGAGCCCCGUGGUCCUCGAGCCCGCUCGGCGCGGAGCAGGACAUUAAACCCGCGGUGCAGGGCGCCCGGGACGAGAUGCACAAUUCCAGCAGCAACCUGCAGCACCAGUCACGGCCGCCCCACCUGGUGCACCAGACGCACGGGAACCACCACGACGCCCGCGCGUGGAGAACCACCACGGCGGCGCACAUACAGAGCAUGGCGACGACAAACGGCCAAAGCCUUAUUUACUCUCAGCCGGGCUUCACCGUCAACGGGCUCAUCCCGGGCAGCGGGCAGGGGAUGCACCACCACAACCUAAGAGACAGUCACGAAGACCACCACAGCCCGCACCUCAGCGAACACGGCCACCCUCCGUCCCAGCAUCAGCACCAGCACCGGCCGCAGAGCCACCACGACCACUCGGAUGAGGAUACGCCGACCUCGGACGACUUGGAGCAGUUCGCCAAGCAGUUCAAACAGCGCAGGAUCAAGCUGGGAUUCACGCAAGCGGACGUGGGACUCGCCCUGGGGACCCUGUACGGAAAUGUGUUUUCGCAAACCACCAUAUGCAGGUUUGAGGCCCUGCAGCUCAGCUUCAAAAACAUGUGCAAGCUGAAGCCUCUAUUGAACAAGUGGCUGGAGGAGGCGGACUCCACCUCGGGCAGCCCGACCAGCCUGGACAAAAUCGCGGCGCAGGGGAGGAAAAGAAAAAAACGGACUUCAAUCGAGGUAAGCGUAAAAGGAGCUUUGGAGAGCCAUUUUUUGAAGUGCCCUAAACCGGCAGCGUCGGAAAUAAUCAGCCUGGCGGACAGUCUGCACCUGGAGAAAGAAGUGGUGAGGGUUUGGUUUUGUAACAGGAGACAGAAGGAAAAACGCAUGACCCCUCCGGGAGGAGCGCUGCCGGGGAGCGAGGAUGUGUACGGGGACACGCCGCCGCACCACGGGGUCCAGACCCCGGUCCAAUGAACUCUGCCGGACCGGCUCCUCCAGGACUUGUUUACCGUUUUAAUUUAUCCCACCCCCCAAGGUUAUAUAUAAAUCACUGGACUAUGAAACGAUAUAGUGGGUGUUUUAUGUAUAAUAGAUUGCAGUGAUUACUGACACAAUAUCUGCAGUGAAUAUCUGAGAAAUGGAAAACGAGUGACGGGAGGACAGGACAUUUUUUGUCCUCCCCUCUCGCAGAGCUGAAGGAACAUAAGCCCGUGUUAUGUUCUCCGAGGAUACAUGCCCAGCACUGUGACUCCAGACGACGCAGUUUCAAGGUGUAGCCCCUAUUGUGUACUGAAAUUAUACUUGACGAAAAAAGGAGGGGAGGGGAAGAAUGGUUUUAGAAGAAAAGCUUCCAUUUUCCAGUUUUUUUUCUUCUUCUAUUUUUUAAUAUAUAUAUCAAUUCCAACCUUUUUGGGGCUGUGCGUAAAAGGGAAAUCAAAGGCGUUUUUUUUAUCUUUUAUUUUAUUUUCGUUUCUUUUUCUUUUUUUUUAGUUUUGUGGCUCUAAAUUGUGCGUCCAGCAGUGAUGGGUGUGUGGGUAGUGCAGUGGGAGGUCAAAGGAGCUGCGUUAAUGGAGUAAAGUGGAGGCCGGUAUAGGCUUCAGCCCCAGUGCAGUGGAGUCCAGCUGAGGGUGAGCAUCGCCUGAGUCCCAUCUGUCAGCCAGACCGCUUUUAAUUAUUCUGUGUGGACUGAGGUCACCAUUUAGUUAAGAACACAUUAUUAUUAUUAUUAUUAUUAUUAUUAUUAUUAUUAUUAUUAUUAUUAUUAUUAUUAUUAUUAUUAGUGCACGUGCAGCUCACUGGUUAAACUCUUCAGUAUAAAUGGCCUGAGCGCAGAGAUGUGGUAAAUAAAAAGUGUGUGACCUCUAUCGUGAGUCAGCCAGCAGUCUAAACAACAAAGUCCGUGUUUUCCACACAACAAGCGUUAAAUAUUAUUAUUUCCCCCCUCAGAGCGUCUCCCAGCUCCAGGAUUGGGGCUCCGUGGCGAUUGAUUGGAUUAUAUGGCACCUUUUUCUUUUUUUCUCUUUUUUUUCUUCUCCCCACAACAGGAUGGGCUCCACACACACACACACACACACACACACACAGAUCUCGACACAAGCAACUCUCACAGAACAGUUUGGAUCCGCUUUUGUAAAUAUUGUAUAACUUUAAAAAGUCAUCCCUCUUUUUUCUCGCUUUUUCUUCACUGGGGCACUUUUUCCCAUUUUCUUUCAUUUUUUUUGUCCCCCUCCCCCCAAAAAACAAAAAAACAAAACAAAAAACAAAACAAAACAAAAAUCACACACAAGCAGGUUGAGCUUCAGAGUCCAUAGCCUAAACCCACCGCCUUGCACUUGUGUACCUUUUUUAAAUGGUUCGGACUUUUUUUCUUUUUGUUUCUUUCUCUCUUUUUUUGGUAACGCGUUAAUUUUGACGUCCAAAAAUGUCUGCUAUUUUUGUUUGUUUUUUAAAUUCCUCUGAACUUUUAUUUUGCAUUAUUAUUAUUAUUAUUAUUAUUUAUUUAUUUUUUUUUGGCUUAAAUCGCCUAGUAAGAGUUUUCUUUCGCCAUUUUGCGCCCGCUCUGAAAUAAAAACAGUGCUUUAAGAGUGAAUCCACAUAAAUAUGGCAGAGAAAUGUCCACAAAUAAACGAUCUAAGGGGAGGAUUACAAAACAAAAUUAAUGUGCGAAUAAUUUGUCCUCAAAACAUAUUUUAGUGACGUUCCAAAAAUUGCAGCAUAUGAUCAAAAUUAUUAUUAUUUUACAAUAACCAUGCAGCCUUUUUGUUCGUCUGUUUUGCCUUUUUUAUAUAACGGGGGGAAAUUGCGCGUAGACAUUUUAUUUAAUGUUAUUUUUUUUAGUUUUGUUAAUGAGAUUGUAAUUUAUUCUGGGUGGCUUUUACAGAAGAGACAAAGGGUGAGAUAUAUAAGAAAUGAAGAGCCGAGAAGGCUUUUGUUUUGUAGGGGACGGGGUGACAGAAUGAGAGACCUAUUUUUCUUUCUUUUUUUGUAAUAGCGGGAUUGCCACAGCCUCGACCGUCACAGCUAAAUGUAUAUACAUGUUUUUCUCCGUGCAGUAGCUCGCCCUUUUGUUUUAUGCAAAGAGAGAAAUCCAGGGACUUUUUUCCCCUCUCAUGUGGAAACUGCUUUUCUUUUCUCCUCCUCUUCCUUCUCUGUGUUUCAUUUGCAGAAAAAAUAAUAAUAAUAUCAUUAACAAGCAGAAACCAUCAUGGCAUUGAAAUCUUUCUUCCAGUAGCUUUAAAACCAAUCGAUCCAAGUCACAAUUCACUGGAAAUACAAGUUGUGGGAUGUAGACCUGUAGCAAUCCAACGCUGUUCUUCUUGCUGUUUUUGUUUAAUUGCUUGUUUGUUUGUUUUGUUUUUUGUUUGUUUGUUUUUUUUUGGGGGGGGGGGGGAUAGGCUAUGUCAUAUUCACUGGAUGAACUUGGGGUAGAUAUGACGCAGAGGUGAGGAAUGCCUGCAGGUGUUUCAUCACUUGACACAUGAACAACGGACUUGCACAUUUUUAAAUAACGGGGUUGAUAUUAAACAGCUUUUUUCCAACGUCGAGGCUAAAUGUAUUUAUUUUAUUUACACACACACACACACACACACACACACAUAUGUAUACACAUAUAUAUAUUUCCGUGAAACCCAGCAAAUCAGGGAGCUGCUGCACUGAGUUGCCUGACAGCUGUGCUGUUAAAAAAUAUGCUUCUUGCUUUGAGCCCAUUCGUUUGAGUGGAAUUAAUGGCCGAGAGAAAAUCAGGGUUGAUGAAUGGAAGAUUGUGAGCCGAUGAUGUGUUGUUUCUGCCCCGAGGCUGCUUUUAAAUGAACUGGCUUUGGCUGGGAAAACCACAGCUUCCAUCUAGGGUUAAAUUAGGGCUUCCCAAAGUGGAGUCCGAGGACUAAAAAGUGGUCAUUUUGGAGGGCUGAAUCACGGUCCAAUGCGGUAAUCUUUUUCUUUUACUAAUAUGUGGACUUUUUCUUUUAUCACGCAGGAUUACACACAAAGAUUGUGAGCAGAUGUAGAUGUUUUUAUUUAGUUUUCCCCCCUUCUUUUGCUCCUCUUCUCCUCCCUUGAAUGACGCUGUCUAGUUUAUUUCUUAAGAUAAUUAAUUAAUCUAAGAAGACAAAAAUGUAUCUUAUGAAGUCAGCUUCAACCCUAAGCACAACUUUAGGCUGUCGUGAUUAAAUGAGGGUUAAAAGACUGGCAAUUGAACGCAUCGCGACGAUGCUUUCCUGAUUUCAGAUAAAACCUGAACGCUUUAAAUUUGUCCCGAUGUGCUAACAUAAAAAAUACUAAGAAAAAAAACCCCCUCUUUUUCUGUUUCUUCUCUUCUGGUGACCGUGAGUUUGACACUGGUGACCCUGAUGGCAUUUCCCCCUUCCCCUUGAGUGAGUUAUUUCCCCACAGUAAGCAUUGGUGUGAUGUUUGUGUGCACGUGUGUGAAAAUCUAGCCUAGCUGAUUAUUAUUACUAUUUUUUCAAGCUUGGAUCUGAUAGCCAAAUGCAAAAGUUCCUGCUUAAAAAUGUGCGUGAUUGCGCGCGGGCCUUGUGCCUGUCAGAAUAAUAUUAAUUAGAAUCGGAUCCGUUUCCUGUUCCGAUGUCUGCAGCCUCACGAGCAUGGAUGAAGUGCUUCUUUUCUCUCUCAGAAUUAAGAAGCAAACAGAGAGGUGGAUUGGCAAUCAGUAGCUAAUAAGGUAUUGAUAGUGUUUAUCAAUAAAUCAUAAAGAACUAAAAACCAAUCGUGUGCUUUAAACAGAAAAAUAAACAAUAUGCAGAUAUCCUCUGAUUCAAGGUGGGUGUCAUUCUAAUCAACGCUAAUGUGCUUAACUUAACCUAUACGAGACGAUGAUGAUGUAAUACCAGCUUGCCAGAGAGCGCGUCUUCACGCGUUGUUUUGAUGUGGGAAGAAACACCAUCAUCACCACCCCCACUCACCGUUUGACCUGCCAUUUGGACGCCUGGUAUGAAAUGACCCCGGCAUUUAAAGCCCCCUCUGCCACUCUCUGAUCUCUGAAGUAGACUUUUGUGAAGCUCUGUAAUAAAAAUAAAUAAAUAAAAUAAA
Haplochromis burtoni (Burton's mouthbrooder) is the source of this 5306-nucleotide messenger RNA. RefSeq names its product POU class 3 homeobox 2b (gene pou3f2b). Gene Ontology annotation, molecular function: DNA-binding transcription factor activity, RNA polymerase II-specific; RNA polymerase II cis-regulatory region sequence-specific DNA binding. NCBI's taxonomy places the organism in Eukaryota, Metazoa, Chordata, Actinopteri, Cichliformes, Cichlidae. The transcript has a single exon. Gene Ontology annotation, biological process: brain development; regulation of transcription by RNA polymerase II. Gene Ontology annotation, cellular component: nucleus. The coding region runs from base 90 to 1235 and encodes 381 amino acids. The record is from RefSeq and is a predicted model, not a curated record.